AUGGCGGACCAAAUAAAGAAUCUGCAAGAACGAAUCGAACCCCACAAUGAGAUACCGAAAUCCCACGAAUCUCAGGAUGGGAAUUCAGGAAUGUCACGUUCCAGCAAAAGAAAUAAGAAGAGACGGGAGAGAUCCAAGACCCAUAGAAGCCUUAAUAGAAAUGACUCCCAAGAUGAUGAAUCUAAAACCGCCUCUCGAGAUGCCCGUACUUACCUGGAAAGCAAGAAGCAGAGGAUAUCCGAAAGCGUUCAAUCAUUGGUGGACAAAAGGAGUGAAGAAUGGAAGAAAGAGCAACUCACGGGAUCUAGUCAUCCCAUCAGCCCCGCCAUAACGCCAUGGAAUAAGAUUGGCAAGGAUAAUCGUCCCGAAGAUCCCAUGCCAAUAAGCUCCCCGCUGGCUCUUGAAAUACUGAAUACCCCUAACCCGGCGAAAAUAAAGAUCUCGAAUAUGGUGGCCUUCCAUGGAACAUCAUGCUCGAAGGAGCACUUAAUGGCAUACAAGAAUUUGAUGUUGCUGUACACCAUCAACCCAGCAUUGUGGUGCAAAUUCUUCCCAACUACUUUCACAGGAGUAGCCUUGACGUGGUACACUUCCCUUCCAGUGGGAAGUAUUCAUACUUUUGCCCAAUUGGAGAGCAAAUUCCUAGUGCUGGAAGUAACGGAUCUAGAAGAAUCAGUCGCCUUAAACUCCCUGAUCAACGGAAUGAAAGCUCAAAGGUUGAAUUUCCAGUUGGUCGAAAGUCAAGUGAAGACAUACGCGGAGGCCAUGAAACAGUGUCAAAGUUACUUCACGGCCUCUGAGAUACGUCAGGCACAUGACCCCAAAAAGCGAAAGUUAGAGAAGAAGGAUCCAAUAUCCUCCCAUCAAUCCUCAAGGAACAGAGAGGAACGCUCAUCAAGGAGGGUUAAAAACUACAUGCCACGUCGCCCGGAACCCCCAUCAGAUAUGGGACCUCCAAGAUCCGAACAUGUAUACGCCACGGAAGAGGAAACUAGGACAAGGAACUUACUCGAUGGAGGUAACGAUCCGAUGUUCAAUCGGAACAGGAAAGACAUAUUCUUUGCCAUCCGAGACGAGUUGCCAACUCCACCUCCUACUACCACCCCCUCUGAUCGUCGCAACUACAACUUGUGGUGUGAUUACCAUAAAGAACACGGCCAUACCUUGGCCCAAUGUCGCGAACUCAAGUGUAUCCUACAUCAGCUAGCCAACGAGGGGAAGUUAACACGGUUCAUCAAUCAGAAAGACUAUGGCAAAAGAAGCAACACGGAAAGAAGACCUUGGAACCAAAACCGCAGAUCUCUCAGAAGAGAUGAGGCUAGACGCGAAAGUCCCAACACACAAGGGACCAUCAACAUGAUUUUCGGCGGCUACUCCGAAGAAUACCCUACUAUCCGCGCUGCGAAAGACAGUGUCCAUACUCUGCUCAAAGGACCACCAAAGACCACAUCAGAUGGGCCGAUCAUGAGAUUCGAUGCUACUACUUCCCAACCGCUACAAGAACCACACACCGAUCCUUUGGUGGUUACCCUCAAGAUUGGGCAAAUGAAGGUGAGGCGAGUAUUGGUGGAUACCGGAAGCACGACCGAUCUUAUAACGAUGGAAUGCCUCAGACAAAUGAAAUUCGAAGAAAACCACAUGCAGCCCCUCGAUAAACCUUUGAUCGGGUUCGGAGGAAAUCAAGUCAUGCCCCUGGGAACAAUUAUACUCCUUGUUCGGGUGGGGGAAAGAAACAAAAGCAGAACAAUGCCCAUAUGA
Molecule: messenger RNA, 1758 nt
Organism: Amaranthus tricolor (Joseph's coat)
Lineage: Eukaryota; Viridiplantae; Streptophyta; Magnoliopsida; Caryophyllales; Amaranthaceae
Exons: 2
Coding region: 1-1758 (585 amino acids)
Source: RefSeq, a predicted model, not a curated record